Messenger RNA from Macrosiphum euphorbiae (potato aphid), 1557 nucleotides. Lineage: Eukaryota; Metazoa; Arthropoda; Insecta; Hemiptera; Aphididae. The record is from the annotation of a GenBank genome assembly.
AUGACUCCCGAAGCACGGCAAGAUGAAGAAGGAGAGAAAAAACCAAUUACUCUGAUCACGCUGGUCAAAGCUGAGGAGUGCCCGAUACUAAAUCAGUCGGAAAAUUUUCCCAAACUAUUAAGACUUACGGCAUAUUGGUUACGAUUAAAAGAUCAUUUUUUACAUAAAACCAAGUUCCACAACCCUAUACCAACCACAGAAGAAAUUAACAGAGCAUUGUUAGCCCAGGUGCGCUGGACUCAGCAAACAUUCUUUGGAGAAGAGAUACACCACCUGAAGAACAAUAAAACAUGCUCCGUCCGACUCCGAAAGUUGUCCCCAUUUCUGGACGGUCAAAAUUUAAUCCGGGUGGGAGGUCGUCUAGUCCAUGCGAACAUUCCAUACGCAGAAAAACACCCCCUGCUACUACCAAAAUCUCCACGUUUGACCAUGCUGUUAAUUGAUCACGCGCAUCGUACCAAUGGUCACCCGGGACCCCAAACGUUGCUAAAUAUUUUAUGUCAAGAAUACUGGAUAAUGUCAGCUCGCAGUAUCGUCAAGAGCAGAUUACAUAAAUGUAUACCGUGCUUUCGUGCCAAACCACGGAUUAUACAGCCAAUUAUGGGAAAUUUACCGAGACAUCGAGUAAACGAAGUUAAGCCCUUUGGCAAGUCUGGUGUGGAUUUUGCAGGGCCGUUCGAAGUAAAAGCUGCGAUAUUGCGGAAAAUUAAGGUUACUAAAGCCUACAUCUGUAUUUUCGUUUGCUUGGUAACAACCGCCGUCCACAUCGAGUUAGUGUCCGACCUGUCUACCCCUAUGUUUAUUGCCGCUUUCAACCGAUUCGUGUGCAGAAGGGGUAAAUGUACAGAUAUAUUCAGUGACUGUGGCACUAAUUUUGUCGGAGCCCAGCGAUAUUUGAAACAAAUCUAUGAUAUGACCCGAGAGACGAGAUUCAUUCAUAACAUAAGUCACCAUCAAAUCCAAUGGCAUUUUAACCCGCCUGCUGCCCCUCAUAUGGGAGGUAUAUGGGAGGCAGCGGUGAAAUCCGCCAAAACCUUGCUGCACCGAAUCAUAUCUGAUCGUGUUCUCACCUAUGAGGAGUUGAACACUGUCCUUCAUCAGGUAGAGGCAACGCUCAACUCCAGGCCGUUAGGUGCCAUGUCAUCUGACCCAAGUGACUUCAAGACUCUCACCGCUGGACAUUUUCUUACCAUGGGACCACUCGUCACCUUGCCAUCGCCUGAAGAACUGACUAACCCUACGGCCUCCAUAAGCCCUCGAAACCGUUGGUCACUUAUUCAGCAGAUUCAUCAACACUUCUGGUUACGUUGGAACAAAGAAUACCUCCAUACCCUGCAAGAGCGACCGAAAUGGGCUCAUCAAAAUGUAAACUUGCAAGAGAAUGAUUUGGUGAUUGUUAGAGAACCUUCCCCCCCACUAACUUGGAUUACAGCACGAGUAGUCGAAGUGCACCCUGGCACAGAUGGAGUCGUCAGAGUAGCAAAAGUAAAAACAGCACAGGGAAAGCUCCUUACUCGACCGGUGGUCAAGCUCUGUCCGUUACCUUUGAGAGAUUGA